ACACAUUUAGAUUAAAUAAGAAAUAUUUUUUAUAUUUAUUUUCUGAUUUUACCAUUAAAAAUCUGAUUGAUAAUUGGAUCCUGUUCCAAAACAUAAUUAAUUACCAUCUAAUAGAGAUUGAAUAUUGCAACCGAAAAACAAAACAAAAUAAAAUACUUAAAAAUAAAGAUUGAAAGAAGAACUGCUGUUUUAGAUUUGAUAAAAAUCUAGAUGAACCGAACCGGUAUUGGCCCGCCGCAAUUGCCCCCAAUCCCAAAUCAGAAUGAUCCAGUUAGCAGUGUAGUACUUGAAUCCAAAGAAAAGGCAAAUUAAAUUAAUAAAAAUUUAAAUAUGCUAUUGUUAACAAAGACACAAAUAUACUUCUCUCUGUUUCAAUUUCAAUUUAAAAGGGCUAAUAUACAAUUUCACUUGUUACUCACUGAUUAAUUACUCUUUUUUGUCCCUUUUUUUUCAAAAAAGACAAAAGAAGAAAAUUUGUUUAUCCGGGUCUCACUGUCUCUAUCACUGCUCGGCUUCUGGGUUUGUUUUUGUUUCUGUUUCUGAUAACAUAUAUAUACAUAUAGAAAAAAAAAAAAGGAAACAGAAAAAAAUGGCGGGAAAAGAGCUAGAACAAAGGCUGAUAGAUGAUGGGCAUAAACUCCUUGCUCCCCCAUAUUCCAUUGAUGACCUUCUAUCUAUUCUUGACAGAAUUGAGGUUUCUCUGUCAAAGGUGAAUCAAUCACCACAUGGAUCAAUGGUUGCUGCACUUUCACCUUUGAGGAUUGCUUUGGUUUCUGAUAAACUUUUGAGACAUUCAGAUACAGAUGUUAAAGUUGCUGUUGCCGCUUGCAUUAGUCAGAUUAUAAGAAUAACAGCACCUGAAGCUCCUUACGAUGAUAAAAAAAUGACGGAAGUAUUUCAUCUGAUAGUAGCUGCGUUUCAGAAGCUUUCACACAUGUCCAGCUGUUGUUACUCAAAGGUGGUGUCAAUCCUUGUUACGAUUGCAACAACAAGGGCAGUUGUGGUGAUGAUGGACCUUGACUGUCAUGAAUUGAUUGUUGAAAUGUUUCAACUUUUUCUGAUAAUUACUAGGUCAAACAACUCAGAUGUUGUAUCAGCUGCCAUGGUGGCAAUAAUGACCAUUGCCAUAUUGGAAAGUGAUGAUAUUUCCUUGGAGAUUGUUAAUUCCCUUUUAGUUAGUGUGAGAAAGGAAAAUCAGAAUGUCGCUCCAGCUUCAUGGAAGUUGGGAAAGGAAGUUAUCAAAAACUGUGCUGCGAAGAUUGGACCUUGUAUUUUGAGAACAGUGAAGAGCUUAGGAGUUUCUUUGGAUAAUUAUGAUCAAAUAAUUUAUUCUAUUUGCCAGAAAGCAACCAGUAAUAUAAAGUCUUUUGAUCUCCACAGUUCUGAGGAACGUUUGGGACAAUCAAUGGACUUUCUGGGUUCUGAGUCACUUAAACUCUUUAUGCAGCAACCAGCUUCCACCAAGACUUGUUUGGACCAAUCUGCAAUCCCCUGGAAUUGUGAAAAACAAGAGUCGAAGAACCGCAACUUAUACAUCCCAUUCUCUGAAGACACAUUUCCAGCCAAUAGUGGAGGAGCUAAUGUAUGCAGUGAAACAACAUUAGUGCAAGGCUAUGAAGUGAAGACUAGUCUGGCUGCUAUACUGACAUCCAUAUUUGCCAAGUAUGGUGAUAUUGCUGCUAACUGCCACUAUAAAUCACCGACAAUGAGGGCGAGUUUGCUUGAAACUGUCUGCAAUAUUGUUCAAAGGCUGCAAAGCACUGACAUGCCUCUCACUCUCUCUGAAAUUAAAGUCCUUAAAAAUGAAAUAAAGGACCUGGAGGGUGAGCAGCUUAAGCUUUCAUGGCUAACUCAACCAUUAGAAAAGAUAUCUGAAUUCGAAAAGAUAGCAGAGAUGCAUUCUAUGCUCAAGUCUGUAAAAGCAAAUAGCAUGAUGAUCGUAAAAGCAGCAACCAAGGAGCUGGAAGAGGAACUCACAGAGUUAGUGGCAUUGCAAAAACGGAUGGGGGAGACCGAAAAUCGCAUAAAAGCCAUGAAGCUUGUAGCACGAAAGGUGGAUGAUGCCAUUAAAGAGGCCGAGGAUCAGGACCGUUGCUGGCUAAGGCAGAUUACGCUUCUCUAGUGCUCUCUGCGCAAUCAAAUUAACAAGUAGAUGAUGUGAAAUAUCUAUUUUGUUUUUUUCUUUUCUCCUAGUAGACAUUGAGCCCUCAUGUUCAGCAGCUGAAUUUUGGUAACCACGCAAUUCAACCGAAGUCUAGGCUUGUAUAUUUUUUGGUCUUGGGUUGUUCCUGUGUGGUCGGUCCUUUAGUUCCUGCUAGUUGAAAAUUUAUUUAUUUUUCCUGUGCUGAUGCUUCUUUUAUCAAUUCUAUAAAAGAUCAUUAUUGCAGGAUUAAA
Ricinus communis (castor bean) is the source of this 2394-nucleotide messenger RNA. RefSeq names its product sister chromatid cohesion protein PDS5 homolog C. Gene Ontology annotation, cellular component: nucleus; chromatin. Lineage: Eukaryota; Viridiplantae; Streptophyta; Magnoliopsida; Malpighiales; Euphorbiaceae. The record is from RefSeq and is a predicted model, not a curated record. Gene Ontology annotation, biological process: mitotic sister chromatid cohesion; DNA repair. The transcript is spliced from 7 exons. The coding region runs from base 590 to 2122 and encodes 510 amino acids.